This is a messenger RNA of Salvelinus namaycush (lake trout), 4596 nucleotides long. RefSeq names its product dedicator of cytokinesis protein 3-like. Gene Ontology annotation, molecular function: small GTPase binding; guanyl-nucleotide exchange factor activity. Gene Ontology annotation, biological process: small GTPase-mediated signal transduction. The record is from RefSeq and is a predicted model, not a curated record. Gene Ontology annotation, cellular component: plasma membrane; cytoplasm. The transcript has 31 exons. NCBI's taxonomy places the organism in Eukaryota, Metazoa, Chordata, Actinopteri, Salmoniformes, Salmonidae.
AUGUACUACUCUGCUGUAGAUAUGUACUACUCUGCUGUAGUGAUGUACUACUCUGCUGUAGAUAUGUACUACUCUGCUGUAGUGAUGUACUACUCUGCUGUAAUGAUGUACUACUCUUCUGUAGUGAUGUACUACUCUGCUGUAGAGAUGUACUACUCUGCUGUAGAGAUGUACUACUCUGCUGUAGAUAUGUACUACUCUGCUGUAGAUAUGUACUACUCUGCUGUAGUGAUGUACUACUCUGCUGUAGUGAUGUACUACUCUGCUGUAAUGAUGUACUACUCUUCUGUAGUGAUGUACUACUCUGCUGUAGAGAUGUACUACUCUGCUGUAGAGAUGUACUACUCUGCUGUAGAGAUGUACUACUCUGCUGUAGAGAUGUACUACUCUGCUGUAGAGAUGUACUACUCUGCUGUAGAGAUGUACUACUCUGCUGUAGAGAUGUACUACUCUGCUGUAGAGAUGUACUACUCUGCUGUAGAUAUGUACUACUCUGCUGUAGUGAUGUACUACUCUGCUGUAGUGAUGUACUACUCUGCUGUAGAUAUGUACUACUCUGCUGUAGAUAUGUACUACUCUGCUGUAGAGAUGUUCUACUCUGCUGUAGAGAUGUUCUACUCUGCUGUAGAGAUGUACUACUCUGCUGUAGAGAUGUACUACUCUGCUGUAGAGAUGUACUACUCUGCUGUAGUGAUGUACUACUCUGCUGUAGAGAUGUACUACUCUGCUGUAGAGAUGUACUACUCUGCUGCGGCACUCCUGAACUCGUUCCCGGCCAUCUUUGACGAACUGCUUCAGAUGUUUACAGUCCAGGAAGUGGCAGAGUUUGUACGGGGCACAUUGGGCAGCAUGCCUAGCACUGUACACAUCGGACAGUCCAUGGACGUCGUCAAACUGCAGUCCAUCGCUCGCACCGUUGACAGUCGCCUAUUCUCCUUCCCAGAGUCUCGUAGGAUUCUGCUUCCUGUGGUCCUGCAUCACAUCCACCUCCACCUGAGACAGCAGAAAGAGCUGCUCAUCUGUUCUGGCAUCCUCAGCAGUAUCUUCUCCAUCAUCAAGACCAGCUCUCUGGACACCCCGGUGCAGGAGGACAUAGAGAUGAUGGUUGAGUCUCUCCUAGAUGUGCUACUCCAGACCCUGCUGGCCAUCAUGAGCAAGUCUCAGUCCCAGGAGGCGGUAAGAGGCCAGCGCUGCCCACAGUGCACGGCUGAGAUCACUGGAGAGUAUGUGUCCUGCCUCCUAUCCCUGCUGCGUCAGAUGUCUGAAAUCCAUUUCCAACAUCUGCUGGACAACUUCCAGAGCAAAGAGGAGCUGAAGGAGUUCCUGUUGAAGAUAUUUUGUGUGUUUCGUAACCUGAUGAAGCUCAGUGUCUUUCCCCGGGACUGGAACGUGAUGAGGCUGCUGACCAGCAACAUCAUAGUGACGACAGCCCAGUGUCUGUCCCCGGCUCUGAACAAAAACUUCACCGAAGCUGACUUUGAUUUCAAGGUGUGGAACUCAUACUUCAGUCUGGCUGUUCUAUACAUCAACCAGCCCAGCCUACAAUUAGAGAGCACCACACCAGCCAAGAGGAAGAAUGUGUUGGACAAGUAUGGUGACAUGAGGGUGAUGAUGGCCUACGAGCUCUUCAGCAUGUGGCAGAACCUUGGUGAGAACAAGAUCCACUUCAUCCCAGGUAUGAUAGGUCCGUUCCUGGGUGUGACCCUGGUGCCUCAGGGGGAGGUCAGAAACAUCAUGAUCCCUAUCUUCCACGAUAUGAUGGACUGGGAGCAGAGGAAGAACGGGAACUUCAAACAGGUGGAGGCAGAGCUGAUUGACAAGCUAGACAGUCUGGUGUCUGAGGGGAAAGGAGACGAGAACUACCGAGAACUAUUCAGCCUGCUAACCCAGCUCUUUGGGCCUUACCCCAGCCUGCUGGAGAAGAUCGAGCAGGAGACUUGGAGGGAGACGGGAAUCUCCUUCGUCACCUCUGUCACACGGCUGAUGGAACGUCUGCUGGACUACAGGGACUGCAUGAAAGGAGACGAGACAGAGAACAAGAAGAUUGGCUGUACUGUCAACCUGUUGAACUUCUACAAGUCAGAGAUCAACAAGGAGGAGAUGUACAUCCGCUACAUCCACAAGCUGUGUGGCAUGCACCUUCAGGCUGAGAACUACACAGAGGCUGCGUUCACUCUGCUGUUGUACUGGGAGCUGCUGCAUUGGGAGGAGAGGCCUCUGAGGGAGUUCCUCCACUACCCAGGCCAGAGCGAGUGGCAUCGCAAAGAGGGCCUCUGUCGUAAGGUCAUCAACUACUUCAACAAGGGCAAGUGCUGGGAGUAUGGGAUACCGCUGUGCAGAGAGCUGGCUUACCAGUAUGAGACCUUGUACGACUACCAAAGCCUCAGCUGGAUAAGGAAAAUGGAGGCAGCGUACUAUGACAACAUCAUGGAGCAGCAGCGUCUAGAACCAGAGUUCUUCAGGGUGGGCUUCUACGGACGCAAGUUCCCCUUCUUCCUAAGAAACAAGGAGUUUGUCUGCCGUGGUCAUGACUACGAACGUUUAGAAGCCUUCCAGCAAAGGAUGCUGGGAGAAUUCCCACAAGCCAUUGCCAUGCAACACCCCAACCAACCAGACGAGGCCAUUUUACAGUGUGACGCCCAGUACCUCCAGAUCUACGCUGUUUCAGCGGUACCCGAGAACGUCGACGUUCUCCAGAUGGACCGGGUUCCAGACCGCAUCAAGAGCUUCUACCGAGUCAACAACGUGCGCCGCUUUCGCUACGACCGGCCCUUCCACAAAGGAUCCAAAGACCGUGAGAACGAGUUCAAGAGCUUGUGGAUCGAGAGGACUACGCUGAUCCUCACACAUCCUCUUCCUGGUAUUUCCCGCUGGUUUGAGGUGGAGAAGAGAGAGCUGAUUGAGGUGAGUCCUCUGGAGAAUGCCAUCUACGUGGUGGAGAACAAGAACCAUGAGCUGCGGACCCUGAUCAGCCAGUACCAACACAAGCAGCUCCAUGGCAACAUCAACCUGCUCUCCAUGUGUCUCAAUGGGGUCAUUGACGCUGCCGUCAACGGGGGCAUCGCUAGAUACCAGGAGGCCUUCUUUGAUAAGGAGUACAUCGGCAGUCACACAGAGGACACAGAGAAGAUCACUUCUCUCAAAGACCUCAUGCAGGAACAGGUUCACAUCCUGGGGGCGGGGCUUGCGGUCCAUGACAAGCUGGUGCACCCUGAAAUGCGUCCCCUGCACAAGAAACUAAUAGACCAGUUCCAAAUGAUGAGGAGCAGUCUCUAUUAUGAAUAUUGAGAAACCUCUGUGUCCAUUCAGGGUCUGCCGGGGCUGGACAAGCUGAGUCCUGCCUGUUCUGGUGCCAGUACCCCGAGAGGCAUCCUGGCUACGCACAGCCCCAUGAGCCCCGACAGCUUCAAAGUCAUGCACAGGCACAGUCCACUGAAUCUGCUGGGGUCUAUCCGCCACUCGUCCUCCUCACUGUCCUCUCACACCUCCAGUGAGACGGGUAAUCUGGUGAUCCUGACGGACGGCAUGGUGGUGGAACACCCCGAGGACGUCUACCGGAAUUUAUUUUUCGGGAGGUAUAACACGAGGAAUACGAGGUCAUUUCCUGUAUCUUUUCUCUUCUCUCAGCCAAGUCCUUCCUCCUCCAGCCUGAGCUCCACCCACUCAGCACCCUCCCAGAUGGUCAACUCCUCCAACAGCAUCAGAGGCUCCCCGUCGCUGCCGGAGAAAUACCGGAACAACCGUGAGAUGUUGAUGCUGCUGCCUCCUCACCGGGAGAGACCCAGCUCCGCCAUGUACCCCAACAUCACUGAGAACGGACAGCCAACCAACUUCCAGCGAGCGUUGUUCCACCAGGUGAUUGGUCCAUGCAAGCCCUGCAGCGACCCUAACCUGUCUGUGGCAGAGAAAGGACACUUCUCCAUGCACUUUGAUGCUUUCCACCACCAGAUCAGCGACCUCCCUCCAGCUCUCCCUGCGCGCUCCUCUUUACGAAAGUCAGCCUUGCACCCUAUACCUGCCUCGCCCACCAGUCCCCAGUCCCAGUCCGGCCUGGAUGGCAGUAACUCUACUCUCUCCGGUAGCGCCUCCUCCGGCGUCUCCUCCCUGAGCGAGAGCAACUUCAUGGGCCAGUCAUCAGAUGCCCUGGACACUGUCGCCGUCACCCCCAGCAUGGCACACGCUACCUGGGCCACGGACGGAGAGGACCUGGGCAUGGACUCCCCCUCUGGUUCCUACCUGCCUGUGCGCUACAGUGUCUCUGAGUCAGAGGUCCUGGAUGGCUCCAAGCCCCCUCCCUGUCGUAGCCACUCCUCUCCUGGGGUGAUCACCCCACUCAUCACCAAUAUCGUGGUUCCAAUCAGCCCUGUCCUCCCAGAGGCCCAUACCCUUAACAUCCAGAACCUGCCCCACUACCGCCACCAGCCUCCGCCCGCCCUGCCCCCCAAGCCCUACCUGAGAGAGGGGUGUAUUCCUGAGGAGGAGGGGUGUAUUCCCACCAGGCCCAUGCCCAUGCCACGCAAGAUCUCUCAGCCUCUCAUCACCUCUAAGGAAGAGCAGGCCAAAGUGGCGUGGGAGCACGGCAUCGCCGAAGAGUGA